Messenger RNA from Camelina sativa (false flax), 657 nucleotides. Lineage: Eukaryota; Viridiplantae; Streptophyta; Magnoliopsida; Brassicales; Brassicaceae. The record is from RefSeq and is a predicted model, not a curated record.
AUGACCUCCCAUGGUGCUCUGUUUACGUGGUGCAAUAAACGUGCCAAUGAUUUGAUCCUCAAGAAGCAAGAUAGGGUGAUUGUAAAUACAGCUUGGGAACAUUUCUUCCCGCAAAGUUAUAAUGUUUUUGCUGCUGGGGGCUGCUCGGACCACCUGCGUUGUCGGCUCAUGGUUCAUGGUGAAGCUGGUCCUAUUGCAAAGUGUCGACCAUUCAAGUUUCUUAACUUGUUGACUGAAAUAGAGGAGUUUAUGCCACUGGUGGGUGACUAUUGGGAGGAAACGAAACCUAUGUCUACUUCCACACUGUUUUGUUUUUCAAAGAAGUUAAAAGGGCUGAAACCUAGGUUAAAAAGCCUGGCAAAGACGAGAAUGGGGAAUCUUAUCCGGAAUACAAAGGAGGCUUUUAACACUCUAUGUCAGAAGCAACACACCACCUUAUUUCAUCCAUUGUCACAUGCCAUGGAUGAAGAAAAAGAAGCUUAUAAGCGAUGGGAUUUCUUGGCAGGGUUGGAGGAGAGGUAUCUCAAGCAGAAGUCGAAGUUGCAUUGGUUUCAGGUGGGGGAUAGAAACAACAAAACUUUUCAUAAAGCUGCUAAAGCGAGGGAAGCAAGGAACAAUAUAAGAGAGGUUCAGUGUCUGGUCGUGUGGCAGUGGUAG